This is a messenger RNA of Podospora pseudocomata, 2451 nucleotides long. RefSeq lists its product as uncharacterized. The transcript is spliced from 3 exons. The record is from RefSeq and is a predicted model, not a curated record. Bases 1 to 2451 code for a protein of 816 amino acids. NCBI's taxonomy places the organism in Eukaryota, Fungi, Ascomycota, Sordariomycetes, Sordariales, Podosporaceae.
AUGAGUGGGGAUCAGCCAGUUUCCAGCUUUGGCGACCCAGACGCUCAGCCGCCCACCCCUAAACAAACACCAACAUUAUCGAUUUUCCCGAGUCCUCGUUUCGAAACACCAAAGAACAACGCGGGACGAUUCGACGAGCCUGGAGGCUGGACUCCUCAUUUUGCCGAGGAUUACUCCGUCUUCAACUCGACCCCGGGGAACCUGAGGGGCAGCCAGCAUCCCUUUCCCGAUUUUGGUCCAGCAACCCCAUACCUUGGUUCGGCCCGCAAACGGACGUUGUCUACUGGGGAAACGUUUUCGCCCACCACCAACUUGCAGCUACCGUCUGUGGAACCGUCCGAGAUCCUACGAUCCUCUCCGAGCCAACUAUCAACCCCAACCUUUCAACAGUUAACUCCCACCAGCCGAAAUUCAGAUACUGCUGAGAAGACUUCAAAGAAGGUGCGGCGUGGAACAGUGGUUGAGCAAUCUCAGGGACAAACAGCAACCCCGCCGCCCUCUGGCCGGAAGGGUGAACGGAAACUCGCUCCCAAACACGAUACGUCCGCCAUGCAGAAUGAUCAGGGCUACGGCCACCCAGACUUUUUGGCGACUGCCCAGCCACAAAUGGGCAACUUCGUGACCAACCCUGGCGACAUGUUUUCUUAUCCCUUAUCAGCACCGGCUGCCGGUCCAGGAUAUGCACCACAGCGGUCGUUUUGGGACCAGGAUCCCAACAUGGGAGGGAUGGAAGUUGAUUUCAGUGCCAAUGGCGCCAAUGGUGGCGAUAUGUUCCAAAACCAGACACAUCAACCUCUCACCCCAGUCGACUGGGCAAAUGCCAAUCUGAUGCAGGCACAGGACGCCAUGGUCGGUCAUGAAAACGGUCAUGUUACUACUGGAAAUCACCAAGCUCCCCUUAUAUCACAAGCGCCCAUGCCUGCCCUCGUAACUUCAGCCCCCGAACAAGCCAUGUUCGCGGUUGAUUAUUCCACGACCAUGGAAGACAACUUUGGAAUGAACAGUAGCGGCGGCGCGGUAAACCCCGGGCUCAUCUUCAGCCGGCCGCAGUCAGCCAACAUGGAUGCAAUCUCUCAUGACCAGUCUAUGCAAGUCCCUAUCGCACCUCGCCCUCAAACGAGUCAAGACUUUGUCCAGCCAACGAGCAGGGCACCAUCAGCGCAAAGAAUAGUGACAACCUCCCGAGGCGAGCUUCGUCGUUCGUCAAGCACGAGGACCGUGCCUUCAAGCAGACCAGACCGAGCUCUGGCUAGCUCACCAAUCAAGUCGGUUGGACGACCUGGCCUCUCGCGAAGCUUCAGCGAAAAUAGAGGGAAGAAGCAGUCGAGCCGACCAGCGCUGCCCACUCUUGCCCCAGCUCCUCGUCCACAAUCACAACUGGUGAGCAACGCUGGCGUAGGUGCCAACCGGCCGAUUAUAAGCCAACCUUCCCGUCCAAGUGGAAGGACAUCUCCCCUGAAAAGCCAGCAACACUCCCGACUGUCCAGCUUGACAUCCAUCCCAGAGACCUCGGGUCCAAGAAUGCGAACCCAAGCGAAGUUCACCAUUGAUGCCAACGGCAGAGCAAGAGUGGAAACCACAGUCGUUGUAGAAACAGAAGAGCCAACCAGUGCAAGAAAGCGCCAGGGCUCUCAAGACGGCAGCCAACGUAGGAGGUGGACUCCCUCCGACGAGGAAGAUGACUCUUCCUCUACCGAUGACGAAGGCCCGAUUAUCAUUCCUAGCAGAAACACCUCUUUUGCACUCCCAGAUCCGGUAAAACCCUCGAUUGUCCAUCCUUUUCACCGGGCGUCUCAUACCGGCUCGUCGUACAGCGCUAGCUUCCAACACCAGGAUGAUGAUAGCGAUGGGGAGACGGUGGUGAAUGUGAAUGACCUCACGCCCACGGGAAAAGUGGCCGGGGACGCGAUCAGUGAGCUGCAAAAGGUCAGGGAGGCAAGGCAGCGGAGCGGGCAGUGGCCGCCGAGUUCUGCGCCAAAGGUGAGGAGGUCCUUUUCGGGGGUGGGGGGGUCGGGGAGUGCGAGUUUUGGGAAUCAUCAGCAGGGGGGUUACAGGGGGAGUUAUAAUAAUAGUAGCUUGAGUCCGGCUAGCAUGACGGAGGGGAGUCUGCCGACGCCGACGGGGGAGAGGGGAGGGGGGAUGAGGUGCGUUUGUGGGAGGGGGGAGGUGGGGAGGAAUGAGCUGUUGGUUCAGUGUCAAUCGUGUGAGAUGAACUUGCAUGAACGGUGUGUGAAUGCGACGGAGACGUCAAUUUACAUUUGUUCGUUUUGUGCGAAUGUUACGACUGGGCAUCCGGUGAGGGGUGGUGGUGGAGGGAGGGUUAGGGAAAGGGAGGGGGACAGGGAAAGGGGGCGUUAUCAUGGGCAUGGGCAUGUGCGGGUGGGAGGAGGGGUGUCGGGCUUGGGGAUUACGAGUCCGUUGGCGCAUAAGAAUUUUAAGAGUUUUAGGUGA